Candidula unifasciata is the source of this 575-nucleotide messenger RNA. The record is from the annotation of a GenBank genome assembly. NCBI's taxonomy places the organism in Eukaryota, Metazoa, Mollusca, Gastropoda, Stylommatophora, Geomitridae.
AAAUGAAACAAGCUUUUGAUUUGUUUGACAAAAAUAAGGAUGGGAAAAUCUCCUGUGAUGAACUUGGUUGUGUACUGCGUACACUAGGACAUGAGUACACGCAUGCUGAGAUUGAAGACAUGAUUAAACAUGCAGACACAAAUGAGAAUGGCUACGUAGAGUAUGAUGAGUUCCUGGUCCUCAUGAAGAGAUGGUCCACACACGGCAUAGAGUCAUUGGCAGAGAAUUCAACAGUCACGGAAGACAAAACAAAAGAAACCUUCAAGGUGUUCGACAUGGAUGGCAAUGGGUACAUAGACCAGCAUGAGUUGAGGUACAUCAUGAAGAGGCUGGGAGAGAACCUGGAGGAGCAGGAUGUUAAAGAGAUGUUCCAGCUGGCUGACCUGAAUGGAGAUGGUUUGAUAGAUUAUGAAGAAUUCCAGAAACUUCUGGGAGGUCUUGGAGGUGGUCUUGGUGCUAUUGGGGGUAAACAGGCACCGUCUUCGUCUGCAUCAUCUUCAACAUCUUCAACCUCAUCCAGCAAGCAGACUCCAAAAUCUUCUAAGUCUUCUUCUAAAGAUGGCAAAAAGAAGUGA